AUGUACUCAUCGUAUGUUUUAAAAGGGGACAAGGACGGAGAUGAAGGUCGAUCAAACAAGCACGAUGUUGAUUUGAAUCGUGAUUUUCCGGACCAAUUCAGGAAAUCCCUUUGGGAGAAGUUCAAGGAACCAGAAACAAUAGCUGUGAUGAAUUGGAGUGAACAGUAUCCAUUUGUGCUCUCAGCCAGCAUCCACGGCGGUGCACUAGUUGCUGUCUAUCCGUUUGAUGGUAGUUCUAACGAAACAGCCUAUCAUGCAGCUACCCCAGACGAUGAAACUUUUCAACAUCUUGCUGGUGUUUAUAGUCAGACUCACAAACGUAUGUAUUCUGGUUCAGCACAUUGCAAUCCCAAGGUUUUCUCUCACGGAAUUUCCAAUGGGAACGCAUGGUACCCUCUGUUUGGCGGAAUGCAAGACUGGAACUAUUUACACACUGGAUGUAUGGAAAUCACUUUGGAGUUAAGCUGUGAUAAGUAUCCACGAGCAGAUCGUCUCAUGCAAUACUGGAAAGAAAAUAGAUAUCCCCUGAUCCGAUUUGUCGCUGAGGUUCACCGGGCUUUAAAAGGUUUCAUUAUCGAUGGAUCCACAACAUUACCGAUAGGGAAUGCAUCGAUUCACGUGUUGGGAAAUUCUCACGUAGUUCGUUCUACCAUCGAAUUAGGAGAAUAUUGGCGUCUCCUCCCCCCAGAUGGACAGGUUACUCUCUGGGCUUCGAAGACUGGUUAUUUUGAUUCAGACAAGAUUACGAUCAGCGCAGCUCAACUGCCGUUCGUCGAGCAAACGCGACAGGAACAACUGAAUUUCACUCUGUGGCCGUCCAAUACAGAAGAUUGGUCGAUAGAAAUCGAUUUUGGCAUUCAGCUCAACCAACGACCUUCCUAUUUCGCACAACCCAGCGUGAACGCAGCCGUCCGAUCAACCGCAAUCGGUGAUUUCGUCAGAUUGUUUCAUUUGGACUCCACGGAACAGGCAAGUAGUGUACUCGGUGCUGAGUUAACCAUCGUGGCCCAUGGAAUGAAGCGGGGAACAGCAGCAGAUCAAGCAAAAAUCCAUUUGGCGAAAGAUAUUCGCCCUUUGCCUGGUCGCACACGUAUCCUCUUAUUAGCCGGACUACAUGAACACGAUUUGGUAUCCACUGAGAUGACUAUUCGAAUGCUUCGUCACUACACUGUCGGUCUAAAUAUGCUGGAUCGACAUGUUUCUCAUCUGCUGUCAACUCAGUUAGUUGUACUGCCUUAUUUGGAUCCCACGGGCAUUAAUCGUGUAGCCAAGUUGGCUCGUUCACCGGAUUCUAGCGAUUCUCUACCCGGGAUUUGUUUGGUUCAUGGGCCACAAUUCGAGGACACUCUAGAAGCGCUACAAUCGGCUCAUAAUUCGCUGAAGACCUUGGUUCGCUCAUUUCGGCCUCAUCUGAUUUUACUUCUGACAUCAAGUCCGAGUGUUUUGACUUCGUGGAGUGUGCGAGGCACUUCUUUUGCCGCACCUAUCUCACCUGUCUUCGUUCCUCAUAUGUCGGCAGCCGGUGUAUCACCAACGGACCUUCUCGGUGAUCUCGCAUACGAAUAUGCCAACGGAUUCGGAAUGUUGAAUCAAUCCAAUCCGCUCUGUGAUCGAACAAGCGACAGGCCUCAAAACGGUGAGACCUUUUUGUCGUGA
This is a messenger RNA of Echinostoma caproni, 1656 nucleotides long. The record is from the annotation of a GenBank genome assembly. Lineage: Eukaryota; Metazoa; Platyhelminthes; Trematoda; Plagiorchiida; Echinostomatidae.